AUGAUAAAGAAGACCAGAGAUCCAAGACUGAUAUACACAAGGUCGGUGAUGUCCAAACAUCCUUUCGGAGUCAAACCCCAAGGUAAUGCGCUACUUGAAGAUCCCAGGAUGACGUAUGCUUUGAGAAAGCAAAGUCUAGGUGAUCUAUCUGUGUUAUCGGACGAUUGUCUUAUGUACUUGCUUGAUUUCAUUGAUGAUAUUGAAUCGUUGAAACAACUUAUGGCCACUUCAAAGUACUUGUUUGUGUUUACCAAUGACGAAGACUUAUGGAAGAAGAGAUACACCAGUCAAAAUAAGAAGGAACAAUUGAAAUGGAGAGGAAGUUGGAAGAGGUCGGUGUUGGGAUGGAAUAACGAUAUAAUAGUCAAUGUUGAUUUGAAUUCAGAGGUGAUCUAUAGACCUUUCCAAGUGGCAAAUAUCGUCUACGAAAGUCUCUUCCACAACUUAGUUGAAGCUGAAAUGAACAACAAGAAGUUAUCUAUCAAUGAAGAAGGACGUAUCCCAAGGUUUGCCAAAAUAUCCCAGAAACAAUUCGACGAUAUCGAAACCCCCUUUAUCCUCACUGACCACAAAUGGCCGCAAUGGACACUUGAGGAGCUCAACUCCAAGUAUGGAAGUAUCAAAUUUCAACAAGAAGCGGUCAAGUGGCCAUUGUCCACAUUUAUUGAAUAUUUGCAGUCAAAUAAGGAUGAGAAUCCACUUUACCUUUUUGACUGCCGGAGUGAAGCAAUGACAGAACUUCGCAAACAGUACCAAGCUGAAAUACCUCAAGUGUUUCAGGAAGACUAUUUCAAGCUUUUGGGUAACCACAGACCUGAUCACUCGUGGUUGAUAGUGGGAAGUAAGAGAAGUGGUUCUACCUUCCACAAAGACCCCAAUAACACUAGCGCAUGGAAUGCCUGUAUCACCGGGAAGAAGCUUUGGGUGAUGCUUCCACCACACAUAACACCUCCGGGUGUAUCUGUUAGUGAAGACCAAAGUGAAAUUACUUCACCAGUGGGAAUUGGUGAGUGGGUGCUUUCUGGAUUCUACAACGAUGCCAUCAAAAUCCCCGAAGCUUUGGUGGGAAUCACAUUUCCAGGAGAGUGUAUGUAUGUACCAUCCAACUGGUGGCACUUGGUGAUAAAUCUAGACAACUCAAUUGCCAUUACAGAGAACUUUGUUCCAGAAAAGGAUCUUCAGAAUGUCUUGACCUUCUUUCAAACAAGACCCGAGCAGAUCAGUGGGUUCAAGCUCAAUGAUAUUAAGGGACUCAUUAACAUUCUUUCGUGCAAGAAUCAGAGGAUUUCCGAGUUUAUCCAACUUCUCGAAGACUCUUCCAUUGACUUGUUCGAAGACUGUGGAGAAUUGGAAAACUUGCCCCAAGUGCCAAUUUUCGACAUCUUCAAGCAGUUACUUAUGGACAAUGGAAAGGAAGCAGUUUUGAGCCAAAUUCUCGAGCGAAUGAAACCCAAAAGACCCCAGAAAAGAGUCUGGUCGUGUAUAAGUGAGUCUUCUACAGACGCAUCACCAGUUCCGUUCUCAUUUAAUUUUUCAGUCGACUGA
Yamadazyma tenuis ATCC 10573 is the source of this 1545-nucleotide messenger RNA. NCBI's taxonomy places the organism in Eukaryota, Fungi, Ascomycota, Pichiomycetes, Serinales, Debaryomycetaceae. The record is from RefSeq and is a predicted model, not a curated record.